This is a messenger RNA of Penicillium pulvis, 654 nucleotides long. Its product is annotated as 60S ribosomal protein uL1. Lineage: Eukaryota; Fungi; Ascomycota; Eurotiomycetes; Eurotiales; Aspergillaceae. Gene Ontology annotation, biological process: translation. The coding region runs from base 1 to 654 and encodes 217 amino acids. Gene Ontology annotation, molecular function: RNA binding; structural constituent of ribosome. Gene Ontology annotation, cellular component: large ribosomal subunit. The record is from RefSeq and is a predicted model, not a curated record. The transcript has 3 exons.
AUGUCCAAGAUCACAGUCGCCGGAGUGCGCGAGAAUGUCCAGUCUCUGCUCGACUACUCGCUCAACGAGAAGAAGCGUAACUUCCUCGAGACCGUUGAGCUUCAGAUCGGCCUGAAGAACUACGACCCCCAGCGUGACAAGCGUUUCUCUGGUACCAUCAAGCUGCCCGUUGUUCCCCGUCCCAACAUGGCCAUCUGUAUCAUCGGUGACCAGCACGAUCUCGACCGUGCUAAGCACCACGGUAUUGAUGCUAUGUCCACCGACGACUUGAAGAAGCUCAACAAGAACAAGAAGCUCAUCAAGAAGCUUGCUCGCAAGUACGAUGCCUUCCUUGCUUCCGAGGCUCUGAUCAAGCAGAUUCCCCGUCUGCUCGGUCCCGGUCUGUCCAAGGCCGGCAAGUUCCCCACCCCCAUCUCCCACAACGAGGACAUGGCCAACAAGGUCAACGACGUCAAGUCCACCAUCAAGUUCCAGCUUAAGAAGGUUCUGUGUCUCGGUGUUGCCGUCGGCAACGUUGGCAUGGGCACCGAGGAGCUCGUUGGUAACCUCAUGUUGUCCAUCAACUACCUUGUCUCCCUCCUCAAGAAGGGCUGGCAGAACGUUGGAAGUCUUGUCAUCAAGGCUUCCAUGUCUCCCCCCAAGCGCAUCUACUAG